Molecule: messenger RNA, 846 nt
Organism: Penicillium riverlandense
Lineage: Eukaryota; Fungi; Ascomycota; Eurotiomycetes; Eurotiales; Aspergillaceae
Product: putative short-chain dehydrogenase/reductase family protein
Exons: 4
Coding region: 1-846 (281 amino acids)
Molecular function (GO): oxidoreductase activity
Source: RefSeq, a predicted model, not a curated record
AUGUCUGCCACCGCUCCCCAAGGUCGUCUCCAAGGCAAGAAUGCCAUCGUCACCGGUGCAGGAGGUGGCAUCGGCCUCGAAACAAGCAUCCUCUUUGCCCGCGAAGGCGCCAAUGUGCUCAUGGCCGACAUAUCCCCACCUGCACUCGAGAAAGCGGUCGCGAAGGUGAAAGAGCUCGUCCCAAGCGCGGGCCGCAUCGAGUCGACCAAGUGCGACGUGUCGAAGGAAUCCGACGUGCAGGCCAUGGUCGAGUCGCAGGAUAGCUGGGGCGGCACGGACGUGAUCUUCAACAACGCGGGGAUCAUGCAUGCCGACGACGCCGAUGCCGUGGAUACCCCCGAGAAGAUCUGGGAUCUGACGCAUAACAUCAACGUCAAGGGCGUGUGGUUUGGUUGUAAGCAUACUGUGCAGAGUCUGCGUCGGCAUAAGAAGGCGAGAGGCAGUAUUAUCAACACGGCGAGUGUUGUGGCCCUGGUGGGCAGUGCCACGCCCCAAUUGGCGUACACGGCCAGUAAGGGCGCUGUGCUGGCUCUGACAAGGGAAUUGGCGAUUGUGCAUGCGCGCGAGGGAUUCCGGUUCAAUGCCCUGUGCCCUGCUCCGCUCAACACCCCCCUCCUGCAGGACUGGCUCGGUGACGACCAGCCCAAGCGGCACCGGCGCGAAGUGCACUUCCCGACCGGUCGGUUCGGCGAGGCCAUUGAGCAGGCGCACGCUGUUGUGUUUUUGGCCAGCGACGAGAGCAGCUUUGUCAAUGGGACGGACUUUGUCGUGGAUGGCGGGAUGACCAGGGCGUAUGUGACCCCGGAGGGUCCAGCUGCUCCUGCCCCGCAGAAUCUGGGCCGUUAA